Neurospora tetraspora is the source of this 633-nucleotide messenger RNA. RefSeq lists its product as uncharacterized. NCBI's taxonomy places the organism in Eukaryota, Fungi, Ascomycota, Sordariomycetes, Sordariales, Sordariaceae. The transcript has 4 exons. The coding region runs from base 1 to 633 and encodes 210 amino acids. The record is from RefSeq and is a predicted model, not a curated record.
AUGAAGUCCUCGUACCUGUUGGCCAGCCUUGCCUUGGGGUCCACCACCCUCGCAAGGCUGAUUCCUCGCGCGGAGCUCGAUAGCAGACAGUGGACGUGUCGCUGGACUGGUCACUGCCUUGGCGAUGAUUGCGAGACAAACCGAGACUGUGAUGGCGACCUCGUCUGCCGCAACUACGAGUGCGCAAACCCCGGGAGCCCCGUCAAGCCGACCACCACGCGCAAGACCACAGCUCAUCCCACAAACACGGCACCUCCAGGCUGCGUCUGGCCAGGACAUUGCUUGGGCGACCCAUGUGAAACCGAAAAUGACUGCGACGCCGAUUGGAUCUGCAUUGCAGGCAAGUGCGCUACCAUCCGUCCUCCUGUGCCGCCUACUACGACUACUCGAAUUGUGCCUCCUCCGAUUACCACCACCACUCGGCCUGUGCCUCCCCCGAUCACCACUACUACGAUGACUACGAGCAAACCGAUCACCGUACCGGUGCCUACUACUACGAGCAAGCCGCCCACGAACCCGGGAAAUCCUAGCUGUGGGGAUAAUCCGUUGGCUUGUAUUGGCUCCCCGUGCUCGACUGAUGCGGACUGCAAGUUUGACUUGAUAAUUUGCCAGAAUGGUGUUUGCGGACUCUAA